Messenger RNA from Arabidopsis lyrata subsp. lyrata, 1567 nucleotides. RefSeq names its product protein POLLENLESS 3. Lineage: Eukaryota; Viridiplantae; Streptophyta; Magnoliopsida; Brassicales; Brassicaceae. Bases 163 to 1443 code for a protein of 426 amino acids. Gene Ontology annotation, molecular function: protein binding. The transcript is spliced from 5 exons. The record is from RefSeq and is a predicted model, not a curated record.
AAUUUUGAUCACUGUCUCACUUCUUCUUCGCUGAUUCGUUUCAAAGCAAAAAGCAUUUGGGUUCUUGAUCUUGACGAUCUCUGAGGAACACGAGAAUUUGAAAUCUGGCAAAAUCUGUCUCGAAUUUUCUCUCAGGAUAUUGACAGAGAGAAUCGCCAAAAAAUGUGUCCCUGCGAAGAGCGUCGUGCUCCACCUGGGGUUUACUAUACUCCGCCGCCGGCGAGAACAAGUUAUGUGGCGGCGAUGCCGUUGUCGGAGAGGAGAAGACCACCGUUUUCUUGUUCUUCGUCGUCGGAGAAACGUGAUCCGUUUCACAUUGUUCACAAGGUUCCUUCUGGUGAUUCUCCUUACGUCAGAGCCAAACAUGCGCAGUUGAUAGAUAAAGAUCCGAAUAGAGCUAUAUCAUUGUUUUGGACUGCAAUAAACGCUGGAGAUCGAGUUGAUAGUGCUUUGAAGGACAUGGUAGUUGUAAUGAAACAGUUAGACCGAUCUGAUGAAGGAAUUGAAGCCAUCAGAUCCUUCCGGUAUCUCUGUUCUUUCGAGUCUCAAGACUCCAUCGAUAACUUGCUACUAGAACUCUACAAAAAGUCAGGGAGGAUUGAAGAAGAAGCUGAGUUACUUGAGCACAAGCUGAAAACACUCGAACAAGGAAUGGGAUUUGGAGGUAGAGUCAUUAGAGCUAAAAGGGUUCAAGGAAAACAUGUUACAAUGACUAUCGAGCAAGAGAAAGCAAGGGUAUUAGGGAACUUGGGCUGGGUUCAUUUACAGUUACAUAACUAUGGAAUUGCAGAGCAGCAUUACAGGAGAGCUUUGGGUUUGGAGCGAGACAAAAACAAACAGUGCAACCUUGCAAUCUGCUUGAUGCGUAUGGGUCGAAUUCCUGAAGCUAAAUCUCUUCUUGAUGAUGUAAGAGAUUCUCCUACAGAGAGUGAAUGUGGAGAUGAACCAUUCGCAAAGUCUUAUGACCGAGCCGUUGAGAUGUUAGCAGAAAUAGAAUCGAAAAAUCCAGAAGCUGAUCUUUCGGAUAAGUUCUACGCGGGAUGUUCAUUUGCAAAUGGGAUGAAGGAAAACAUAGCUCCUGGAAUCGCAAACAAGAACUACUCGCAUGUUUCUUCUUCUCCAGCAUCUGUUGUACCGAACUCUGCAGGUCUAUAUACACAACCUCGCGGUUGCAGAGCAGGGAUGUAUGAAGAAGAGACGAGAGGUGCAGCUCGAAAGCUACUGUUUGAGAAACCGAAACCUUUUGCUUCUGAACAGAUUAAGAUCUUAAAGAGAGGAGAAGAAGAACCCCAGAAGCGAAAGAAACUGGACCCGAACAUGAUUCAAUAUCUCCAUGAAUUCAUCAAAGAUACAGCAGAUGGUCCAAAGAAUGAAUCUAAGAAAAGCUGGGCAGAUAUCGCAGAAGAGGAAGAAGAAGAAGAAAGAUUGCAGGCAGAGACAUAGGAUCUCAUUGUACCGGUGUUAUCAAAUUUUUGAAUCAUAGAAUUUGUAUAGGCUUUUGACAUUGAAAUAUUUUCAUAGACAAAACAAAGAAGCAUAGGCAAAUGGGAUUACACUCCAGAACAAA